AUGGAGACGUUAAAGGGGAGAGCCCUUUCUGCCGGCCGAAGGGCGAAACCUCGCUCGCGCCCUGCCCCAGGGCCGGCACGCGUGUGCCCCGACACGGACGUGGGCGGCGGCUGGGUGCGGCUGGGGGCGGCGAGUGAUAAAACCGGGAUUAAUGCGAGCGCCGCCCGCAAGCCGUGGCUCUGCGGCGCGUUCGCCCCUGCCCCUCCGGUGGCCGGGCGCUGCACGCCGCCGCCGCCACCGCCGCCUCCACCACCCCUGCUUCUUACGCCGUUUAAUGGCCCUAGUUGGCCGGGGGCGGUGCCGCUGCCGCCUCCAGCAUUGUUCGCCGGCGCCGCAAUGCCCCCGCGGCCCACAAAGGGCGGCCGACAGGUCGGCGUUGCCCGGGAGGCCCGCGCGCCGCAUUCAGCGGGGGCGGCGCCGCUGCAGUUAUAA
Messenger RNA from Schistocerca piceifrons (Central American locust), 432 nucleotides. RefSeq names its product protein cappuccino-like. The transcript is spliced from 3 exons. NCBI's taxonomy places the organism in Eukaryota, Metazoa, Arthropoda, Insecta, Orthoptera, Acrididae. The record is from RefSeq and is a predicted model, not a curated record. Bases 1 to 432 code for a protein of 143 amino acids.